Molecule: messenger RNA, 1974 nt
Organism: Ophidiomyces ophidiicola
Lineage: Eukaryota; Fungi; Ascomycota; Eurotiomycetes; Onygenales; Onygenaceae
Gene: UTP18
Product: U3 snoRNP protein
Exons: 4
Coding region: 1-1974 (657 amino acids)
Biological process (GO): rRNA processing
Cellular component (GO): Pwp2p-containing subcomplex of 90S preribosome; small-subunit processome
Molecular function (GO): protein binding
Source: RefSeq, a predicted model, not a curated record
AUGGAGAAAAACUACGCCGCAUGGAAAGCACGCGCAUUCUCACAGUUCUCCGCUAGCUUUGCGCUCGAGGGCUAUUUGGCUGAGGCCAGCCCUUUUUAUCAGUUACCAAUGGCUUCGAAAACAGCCCAACGUACCCGCACUGCUGUUACCAGCUACGAGAGCGAACGAUCGGAGUUGAGUGGAGAAGAGAUGCCAUCGAAGGACGAGACAGAAGAGCAGCUUGAAAAAUUGCUCUUUGGAGACUCCUGGGGAUUUCAUGAUGCGAUAAGCGGUCACAAAGCAACAUCUACCGACUUGGUUUUACAAGAGACGCCAGAGUCGGGCGAAGAAGAUGAAGAAAUCGCAGACAAUGACUCCAUUGACUAUUUUGCUGGGCUGGAUGAUUCUGACCUAUUUAUUCUAGAUACAGGCAACGGCGAAGUCCUGCCGAAUGCCCAGGCCCCAUUAAAGCUAGAAAAGCGUUUAGCGAUCGACGCCUCUUUAUCUGACACUGAGAGCGCACCCGCUGCGUGGGAAGAUAGUGACGAUGAGCGCAUUACAGUAUCGCUUGCGACAAACCAGCGGAUGCGUAAGCUGAGAGUAGCGGAAUCAGAAGAUCUUGUUACUGGGAAGGAAUAUUCACGGAGGCUUCGAAAGCAAUUUGUUCAGCUACAACCUAUGCCUGAGUGGGCACAUCCUCAAACCACCCGGGCUGCGAAGAGACGGAAAACUGGACGAAAUGAUACGAGUCUCUUCGCAGAUGAAUCAGGAGCUAGUGGAGAUGAAAUCGACAGUGACACAGAAGACAGCUUGUCGCAGCAGCCUUUGGCGCGGUUACUGCAGAACAUUGGGAGUCUCACAAGCAAGGGUGAACAAGAUAAGCCGAAGGGAACCGUCAAAUUUCGACAAGGCGUACUGGAUAUUCAACGGCUAAAAGAUGUUGGAGGGAACCAACCUUCGACGAUCGAAUCUCUAAAUUUCCAUCCGCACUACCCUCUCCUCCUCUCUUCAGGGCCUGCGUCAACUCUUUUCCUUCACCACGUUUCCCCGCAAUCCCUAUCGCCAAACCCACUCCUUACCUCUCUUCAUAUUCGUCGAACUCCUCUUCGAACGAGCGCAUUUCUGGCUCCCAGCGGCAAUCGUAUCUUCUUUUCUGGUCGCCGUCGGUACUUUCAUAUUUGGGAUUUGGAUACCGGCAAGGUCGAGAAGGUUAACGGUUCAGCAGACCGUAAGGAAGAGCAGAAAUCCAUGGAGCGGUUCAAACUUUCACCUUGUGGGCGGUGGAUGGGCCUGGUCGGAACCACGAGGAAAGGAGGCGGUAUCAUCACUGUUCUUGAUGCAAAAACUAUUCAAUGGGUCUCUCAGGUACGAGUUGACAGUCGUGGUGGAGUGGCUGACUUUGAAUGGUGGAGCGAUGGCGAAGGAAUGUGUGUUGUGGGAAAGAACGGAGAAGUAAGUGAAUGGGAUGGCAGAGAAAAACGUAUUAUCGCAAGAUGGGUUGAUGAAGGGGCUGUCGGAACUACAGUCAUUAAACUUGGAGGUAAGUCCGGCAAACCACAGCUUGGCGGUGAUAGAUGGGUGGCAAUUGGAAGCUCUAGUGGCAUUGUGAAUAUAUACGACAGGAGACCAUGGGCUGGCGCGACAGCAAGUAUACCACAGACCGCUAUGAAAUCAAUAAAAGCCAAAGGAGAGCCCGAUAACAUGCAAUUCGGCAUUCCCAAAAAUCCGAAACCAACGCGAAUGUUGGACCAGCUAACGACUCCCGUGAGUCAUCUUGCUUUCUCGAACAACGGACAAUUGCUUGUAAUGGCAAGUCGGUGGAAGAAAGAUGCCUUGAAACUCGUUCACCUUCCCUCCUGUACUGUAUAUAAGAAUUGGCCAACGUCGAAUACGCCGUUUGGCCGUAUUUCUGCUGUUGCUGUCUCCCCAAUGUCUGAUAUGCUAGCAGUCGCAAAUGAACAGGGGAAAAUUCGCCUGUGGGAGAUCCAUGGAUAA